CGUCAUGUGUCGGUCCCUCCCUCUUCCCUUCUGUCCGUCGGCUAGGCAGCUGCAGAACUCAACGUCCCCGGAACAAAACACAAGAAAACAACCAUGUCUGAGAAACUUAACUUCAAAGUCGCUGACAUCAGCCUGGCCGAAUGGGGACGCAAGGCCAUCGAUAUCGCUGAGAACGAGAUGCCCGGUCUGAUGAAGAUGAGGGAGAUGUAUGGUCAGUCUAAGCCCCUGAAGGGCGCCCGUAUCGCCGGCUGCCUCCACAUGACCCUGCAGACCGCCGUGCUCAUCGAGAUCACCGCCCUCGGAGCUGAGGUUCAGUGGUCCAGCUGCAACAUCUUCUCCACUCAGGACCACGCUGCUGCCGCCAUCGCCAAGUCUGGUGUUCCAGUGUAUGCAUGGAAAGGUGAGACUGAUGAGGAGUACGUGUGGUGCAUCGAGCAGACUCUGUACUUCAAAGACAAACAGCCCCUCAACAUGAUCCUGGACGACGGAGGAGACCUCACCAACCUGGUCCACCAGAAGUACCCCAAACUGCUGGCAGGUAUCCGUGGAGUGUCAGAGGAGACCACCACAGGCGUCCACAACCUGUACAAGAUGUUUAAGAAAGGCGAGCUGAAAAUGCCUGCCAUCAACGUCAACGACUCCGUCACAAAGAGCAAGUUCGACAACCUGUACGGCUGCAGGGAGAGUCUGAUUGACGGCAUCAAGCGAGCCACCGACGUGAUGAUCGCCGGUAAAGUCGCCGUGGUUGCUGGAUACGGUGAUGUGGGCAAAGGCUGCGUUCAGGCUCUGCGUGGGUUCGGAGCUCGCGUCAUCGUCACAGAGAUCGACCCCAUCAACGCCCUGCAGGCCGCCAUGGAGGGUUAUGAGGUCACAACCAUGGACGAGGCUUCCAAGGAAGGAAACAUCUUCGUCACCACCACCGGUUGCGAGGACAUCAUCCUGGGACAUCACUUUGAGAACAUGAAGGACGACGCCAUCGUCUGUAACAUCGGACACUUUGACUGUGAAAUCGACAUGAACUGGCUGACCAAGAAUGCCGCCGAAAAAAUCAACAUCAAACCUCAGGUCGAUCGCUUUUUGUUGAAGAACGGUCGUCACAUCAUCGUCCUGGCUGAAGGCAGACUGGUGAACCUCGGCUGUGCCAUGGGACAUCCCUCCUUCGUCAUGAGCAACUCCUUCACCAACCAGGUUCUGGCUCAGAUCGAGUUGUGGAAAAACACAGAAAAAUACCCCAUCGGAGUCCACUUCCUGCCCAAGAAGUUGGAUGAGCAGGUAGCAGCCGCUCACCUGGAGAAACUCGGGGUGAAGCUCACCAAACUGUCAGACAAGCAGGCCAAGUAUCUGGGUCUGCCCACCGAAGGGCCCUUCAAACCGGACCACUAUCGCUACUGAGCGCCCCCGCCCACCUGAGGAAGAGGAAGAGGAGGAGGAGGAGGAGAAGAAGAGAGAAGGUGUGGAUCAGAGGGUGUUGGUGUUUUGGGGAGUUUAGCUUGCUUUGUUACCAAAUGUUGUAAUUUCAGGGAUACAGAGAAAUGAUUGUGGACUUUUUACAAGCUUUCUGUGGAGAAGAUUCUAAAAACGUGUUUUACAAAUUAAAAUCCGACACCUUGUUCUGCUUAACUAACCUGAGAUCAAACAGAAAUCUGCCACACAGCUGGAGCAGGCCAUAAAAACCACUUCUGACCCAUAGCUUCCGUUUUAUAGCAGCUUUUUUUUUUUUUGGGGUGUUGUGGAUUUUCAGGAAGCUGCAAAAGAGUUGUUAAAGGUUCAGAAACAAACUUCUGUGUAUUAUCCAACCCUGAAGCUCCUCGUAGGUCAAGUCGCAUCCCUCCAACAUCAAUAUCUUCAGUUCACCACCUUCUCUCCUCUUUCUUUCUCGUCCUCUGGAACACCAUCAAGUGCUACCGCGGCUGUAUUUUUUUAAAAAGAGAGUUUCUCUUGUCGUCUGUCAUUCCCUCUGCAGUUUAUGGAAUCAAAUAAAACCCUCAUGAUGUUUUUCUAUCUCUGAGCUCAUCUAUCGCGAAUGAAUCAGUACGUCGAUGAAUCGAGGCCAACGGUUAAGUGUUGAGCAGCCUUAUUCCAGUGUCUCCGUUAGCACUUAAACUAAACUGUACUUGAACUGUGCGAGAAAACGCUCAACGCGCUGCCAAAAAGAAACCAAAGCACAUCAUGUUUCUGCCUGAAUUACAAAAAGUCUUACCCUUUCUGUUGAAGCAUUUUCUUUCUUUUUUUUUCUGUGAUUAUUUCAUUUGACUUAAAAGGGCCAAAAUAUGUGCAACGCCCCAUUUCUCUCUCUCUCCCCCCCCCCCCCAUCUACCCCCCAAAAGUUCCUUUAACCUCUCCCUGCAGCCAAUCAGGGCGCAGUACGAGAGGUGGAGACGGUUCUCGACGGUUUCAGAGUUCAGCUGUUUGUGAAACGAUGGAUAAAUGUUGAAACUGACAAAAAUAAAAUAAUGAAAAACA
Messenger RNA from Labrus bergylta (ballan wrasse), 2463 nucleotides. It is a transcript of the gene ahcy, whose product is annotated as adenosylhomocysteinase. Lineage: Eukaryota; Metazoa; Chordata; Actinopteri; Labriformes; Labridae. Gene Ontology annotation, cellular component: cytosol. Gene Ontology annotation, molecular function: adenosylhomocysteinase activity. The record is from RefSeq and is a predicted model, not a curated record. Gene Ontology annotation, biological process: L-methionine cycle.